GAAAUACACAUUCUGAUUCAUUUUGUCGCUCUUCCGAGGCUGUAGAUGGCGCUGUUGAGGUUGUACAGAGUCUACGCAUUAUACCAGAAGUAGCACCAGAGCUAGCUUAGCAAACCCCGAAACGCUGCCUUGUGUUGACUCGGCACUGUAGGCCAAAUGGCAGCAGCAUCUUCAUCAUCGUCCUCUGCCGGAGGGGUCAGUGGGAGCUCUGUUACUGGAUCUGGCUUCAGUGCAUCAGAGCUCAUUCCCCCUAGAAAAGUUCUCUACACAUAUCCCAAAGGAGCUGGGGAGAUGAUGGAAGACGGCUCGGACAGAUUUCUGUGUGAAUCGGUUUUCAGUUAUCAAGUGGCUUCAACUCUAAAGCAGGUGAAGCAUGAUCAGCAGGUAUCCCGUAUGGAGAAGUUGGCCAGCCUGGUGGAGGAGCUGGAGGCAGACGAGUGGAAAUAUAAACCUAUUGAGCAGCUGUUAGGUUUCACAACAUCAUAGCUAACCAUAUACUGCUUAUAUUAAUUUAUCAAUUGCAAUACAUUUCUGUUUAUCAUUUUUUAACCAGAAUGGAAAUGUUGGGGUUUUUUUUUUUUAUCGUUUAUUUAUGCACCUUUUUUUUUUAUUGGAACCGAAUACUUAAAUGUAAAUAUACUUACUUAUGUUACAGAUCUUUCAGCAGACUAAUCAUGUGCAGAAGUGUACCAAAACUUUGACUUCUUACACAUCUACCUGAUCUUUUUAUUUUUAUUAUUUUUGUGUGUGGAAUAAAACUGCUUAAAUCUGUGAUUAAAUUUAAUAAAUCAAUCAUUGCAUUGAUUUUUUAAAUCCAUUUCAAAGAGCUACAUAGAAAGUCCAAACUGCAAUUCUAGAUAUUGUGUAAUAUUCAUUUUUAAAUUUAAAACAUGCGCAGUAUAUGUAAGAAAUAGAUGGAUAUGUUUGCUCAAACUUUUCUACAAAUAUAGCCGUCUGAUUUAGAAGCAGAAACAUAUCUUGUUUUUGUCUUCAGGAGCCCUGUGCUUUGUUCCACACUCGUUCAGAGUUGCUAUUAAUUUUAGUGCUGUGGUCUGUGAGGUUAUCCUCCCCCUCUCUGCAUGUUUGUGUGUGCGAGUGAGAAAACGAGCGAGUGCAUAUAGCCUACUUGUAGCAGCUGUAGAAACAGGAGAAGACAAAGCAAGACAGAGGGGGUGCACAGAGAUAGCAAAUAAAACCCACACUCUUUGUCCUAUAAAGCUAACUGCUGUGUUCAGAACAAGCUCACAGCGUACUGAACACACGUAUAAUUCUAAUUAAUGUAUCUAUCAUAUAUUUUAUUUUUUCUGGUGGCUUUGUUUUUUUUCUCUUUGAGAGCAGAAUAAUUGGUGCCCACUGAGCCUUGUUUAUAUAUACUGCUUCCUGAAUUUGCUAUGUGAAACUCAGAUUGCUGGUUGUUUUGCAUCUGAAUGAAAAGAGCAUUGAGUAAACUUUGGGGAAUGUACAGUACGUCCUGUUCUACGAGGGCGGGACCAAAUGUACAGCGUAUACUUCUGGAUCUGACACAUACUACAUUUUCACCCCAACUGACAAACUUUCCCCUCUCCAAAACCUGUUAUUGUAUGUUAACAGUACUGUAACUUCUUAAAAAAUAUUGUUAUGUGCUGUACUGGUCAUCCUGACUGCAAAGAGAACAAUUUGUCCAGCUCUCACUUGUACUCCCAAAUCAUCCAUGAACUGGCAAAAACUUACAAAUUACACCCUUUUUAUGAGUCAGAUGAAGUGUGCACAUAUAUUCAGCAGGACAAACAGCCUCAGGUAAAUCACUAACACAAUUUAACUGAGUUCUAAGAAUAAACUGCUCUGUUACGAUUAAAGACAUGCUGAAUGGAUAUCCUA
This is a messenger RNA of Tachysurus vachellii, 1857 nucleotides long. It is a transcript of the gene anapc16, whose product is annotated as anaphase promoting complex subunit 16. Lineage: Eukaryota; Metazoa; Chordata; Actinopteri; Siluriformes; Bagridae. The transcript has 4 exons. Gene Ontology annotation, biological process: protein ubiquitination. The record is from RefSeq and is a predicted model, not a curated record. Bases 157 to 486 code for a protein of 109 amino acids. Gene Ontology annotation, cellular component: cytosol; kinetochore; anaphase-promoting complex.